Messenger RNA from Tribolium madens (black flour beetle), 1622 nucleotides. Its product is annotated as zinc finger Y-chromosomal protein 1-like. The coding region runs from base 22 to 1506 and encodes 494 amino acids. The transcript is spliced from 2 exons. The record is from RefSeq and is a predicted model, not a curated record. Gene Ontology annotation, biological process: regulation of transcription by RNA polymerase II. Lineage: Eukaryota; Metazoa; Arthropoda; Insecta; Coleoptera; Tenebrionidae. Gene Ontology annotation, cellular component: nucleus. Gene Ontology annotation, molecular function: DNA-binding transcription factor activity, RNA polymerase II-specific; RNA polymerase II transcription regulatory region sequence-specific DNA binding.
UUACCAAAAACAUUUCCCGGAAUGGAACUCUAUCUCAAAUGUGAGAAAUGUCCAUUCAAGACAACACUCUUAUCCACGAUGAGAAGUCACGUGACAAUUCACACAGACAGCGGAAAAAGAUUAUUUAAUUGCUCAAGUGUUGACCUUGAGUCUUACAAGUGUCACAAAUGUAAUACAUUUGAGACACAAUUGUUGUCACAAUUGAAAUAUCACAUCGCUCAAGGACACACAUCACAACAUGUCAAAUCCACAAUCUACAAGCCCUACAAGUGUCCAAAAUGUGAUUACAAGUCGUUUUCGGAAUUUUUGUUUUUGAGACACAAACUUUGUGAUUACACGUCGAAAAGGAGACAAGACAAUUUAUUGGCUGUACAUUCGAAGUCACAUGACCAGUUGUGGAGUUGUGAUCAUUGUGAUUACAAAUGUAAAUUUACAACUGCAUUGAGAAAACAUAUAGUGGCAAAGCACUCGUUGAUGUGUAAUAUUGGGUACUUUCAAUGUGACCAAUGCCAGUUUAAGACGGCUUUUAAAAGCAUGUUGGACAAUCACGUGAUUAUUAAACAUGGCCCUGAAAGGCACCAGUGCAACCAAUGCGACUUCAAAACAAAAUACAAAUACAACUUACAAAAACAUGUAAUUAGUAAACACACUGAAAAUCCAAAAUUCUUCGAAUGUGACCAAUGUGAUUACAAAACAAAAUACAAGCAAGUGUUACAAACGCAUGUCAUUGUUAAACACACUGAAGAUAUAAAAAUGCUCGAAUGCGACCAAUGCAAUUUCAAAACAAAAAACAAGAAGGUAUUACGAAAACAUGUCAGUGUUAAACACACUGAAAAUCCGAAAAUAUUCGAAUGUGACCAAUGCGAUUUCAAGUCAAAAUACAAGUACCACUUACAAACACACGUCAUUGGUAAACACACUGAAAAUCCAAAAAUGUUUGAAUGCAAGAUAUGCGAUUUUAAGACAAAAAACAAGCACUACUUGCAAAGACAUGUCAUUGUUACACAUACUGAAAAUUCAGUUUUCGUAUGCGACCACUGCGAUUUCAGGACAAAGUACAAGCAUGCAUUACAAACACAUAUCACUGGGAAACAUACUGAAAAUCCAAAAAUGUUCGAAUGCGAUCAUUGCGAUUACAAGACAAAAUACAAGCAUCACUUGCAACCACAUGUCAUUCUUAAACACAGUGAAAAUUCGAAAAUGUUCGAAUGCGAGAAAUGCGAUUUCAGAACCAUUCAUAAGUACAGUCUCAUUAAGCACCGAAGGUAUCAACAUAGCAAUGUUUCGUUAUUGCAAUGUGACACUUGUGAUUAUAAAACGAAACAAAAAAGCAGUUUACUCAGACAUUGCCGUUCAUUGCAUUCCACUGAGUCUCAAAAAUCGUUCAAAACAAACUCAGCACAUAAGAAUAGAUGGUUUUACUGCGACCAUUGCGUUUUUAAAACCAAAAGGAAGAACAAUUUGAUUCCUCAUCUGCGAACGGAACAUAAGCUUGGGCUUUCGUAGUGCUGUCGACGCAAGGUUAUCGUGUAUUUAUUAUUUUUUUAUUUAUUACUUUGAAAUUAUAAUAAAGUUUAUUUUAUUAUUGUGUUAUUAUUAAAAAGCCUUCAAAUUUCAUCAAA